Molecule: messenger RNA, 3700 nt
Organism: Planococcus citri (citrus mealybug)
Lineage: Eukaryota; Metazoa; Arthropoda; Insecta; Hemiptera; Pseudococcidae
Gene: Osi17
Product: DUF1676 domain-containing protein Osi17
Exons: 7
Coding region: 356-2428 (690 amino acids)
Cellular component (GO): membrane
Source: RefSeq, a predicted model, not a curated record
UUCUCUUUCUUCUUCUGGAAGGAGGAACUAGAACCUAACCUCGAAUACAUGUGUUUUUCAUUCUGUACGCGAAAUAUUACAGUCGUGGACGUGCGUUUUGAUACGUGAUAACCGGUGCGUCGUCGGUCGCGUACGAAAAGAGUAUAGCGAGUUGAAAAAAAAAUGAGUUCAUCGAUGACGCGGUUUAAACCAUUCGCCAAAACGUCUUAUCCUCCUACGAAUAUGUGAAAAAAAUCGCCACUUUUUGGAUCCAGUUUCGCCUCGGAUUUCAAAAAAAAAAAAAUAUCGAAUUUUUCGCGUCUUUUUGGUCCACUUUUCCUAUGUUAUUUCGCGUUGACAUGUUCGUAUUGCGUCUAUGGUUAGACCUUUAACGUUUAUAAUCAUGUUCCCGAGAGGAACAUCGACGACAGCGAGGUGUAUUUCGCGACGUUUUUAUUAUUUCUCGAUUGUGUUCGUAACGUUAUGCUCGUUAUUGGUGUCAGUGCAAGGGGGCUUUUUCGACAAAAGCUUCUUUUUCGGGUCGUCGUCCGGUAAUUCGCUGUGGGACGAGUUGUAUGAAAAAUGUGGAAACCGGGUAUCCUUCCAUUGCGUACAAAGCAGACUGAUGAAUUACAUAAACACCACGUUAGAUUCCGAUCUGCACAUAACCGAUGGCAUUUACUUCGUCAAGAGCACCCAUCGAUUCCAAAUGAUGGAUUCGUCCACUCCUGCCACCAGCGAUGCUGUCUUCGGCAACAGCACGUAUUAUCAUUCCAGAAGUGGUCGAGCGGUCAAAAAGAACGUAGUCACCAUAACCGAUAAUAAUAUCGAAAACACCACCGAACCGUUCACGGAGGAGCCGGCUGAAGAAGAGGAAUUCGCUAAUUUCGUUCGAACUGUCGAAAAAGUCGAAAAAGAUAUCGAGCAGACUGAGAAAUACGAAGAAACCACCACGACGACAACGACGACAGAUAUACCAGUAAAUUCCUCAACGACGACAACCACCACAACAACAACAACUAGACCAAUACCUCCGUCGUUUGAAGAAGACGAGGAAGAUCAUCCCAAAGAUGAGAAUUUAGUCAUUAGAAGUCUAAAUAAAGUUACGGAUAUUUUAUACGAUAAAACCACCGAUUAUUUAUCCAGCCACGAUUUGAAGUUGGAUCUGCCGCAGACUUUGUUCGGCGGAUCUAAAGUCAGAAUAUCGCCCAGAGGGUACGAUGCCGAUGGAGGGAUUAUCCUCAAGUUGAACGUCUACCCGGCUGAGACUCCUAGGACGUAUCAUGUAACAAAAUAUAUACAUGAUUCUGGGGCUUCUUCCCAACAAGGAAGGUUACCCAACUCGCAGAAGGUUGGACCGAACGGAGCAACGCUAGGUCAAAAUAUGGACCAAAGAAGUGAAAAAACCGAAGUUUCAUCCAGAAAGUUCAAAUUUCUUAAUAAAAUGUUCAAGAAAAAACUGCUGACCAGUUUUCUCGCUCUAUUAUUAAUUAUAAAAUUAAUAAAGAUCAAAUUAAUGUACGUGUUACCAGUAAUCAUUGGCGUGAAUGCGGCCAAGAAAUUACUACUUAAAGUAUUACUAUUUCUAUUUCCACCGCUUACACAUUUAUUUAAGUUAUGUACAUUUUACCACGCUCACGCGGCCAAACUACAUUAUCAUCACCAUAAGAUUAAGCACCAUCACCAUCAUAUUAAAGUUCCUGUGCCAGUACCAGUGCCAGUACCGUCCCAUAAGCCACAUUCGCAUUACGAUGCUGUGGGACACGGAUCGCACGGGCACGACGAAUACGAAGGUCCGGGCAUCCUAGACCACGAGCCGCCAGCGUACGACGGUCAUCCAUCGUACGGUACGCCCGAGUAUUACACGAGGAACGAUAUGGGCAGCGUGUCACAGCACGGAGACGAGCUGGCCAGCUGGGGUUUGAAAGACUUCUACGUCAGUACAGAGUCGCCGGGUGUGCUUUCGGCGCAAGCUCAAGCUUACAGUCCGUACGCCGAACAGAAUUACAAAGUUUUGUCCCAGGCGUCCAAAUACGCCAACGCUUACAAAGACUCGCUUACCAGCGCUACCUCUUCUAAGAAAAAUAAGAUAUCGAAUUCAAUAUGGAAAAACAAACCAACUUUGAAGAAUACGCUUCUGACGCCGUACGAUCCGUUUUAUAGUCCGAUAUUGCAAAAGAUCGACGGUAUAUUUACGCAGCUUGGAUUCACCGAAGAAGGUUGCAGAGAGAGACUCAUCUGCAGCAUGUACAAAAAUCCAGUACGAUUCAGCCCGCACAGUAAUUUAUUAUCGACCGAAUUGAGCAGAGAUCCAGCCGAACUCGAACGACCAUCGCAGAACAACCCUGCUGCGGUGAGAUUCUACAGAUAUGUCGAAUCAGCCAGAGAUGGCCAAUCGCAAAAAGACUGUUUGUCUCUGUACCCGGAUUGCGUUGUAAAAACAGAAUAAGCUCCAUUUGAGAAACGAAUUAGUACACAUAGAAUCAUCGUAUUCGAUCGAGUCGUCGUAUAUUAAAAGCUGGUUUAGCGACUUAGUGACCAAGAUUCCGUUUAUAUGGAAUUCUUCGAACCAGUACACAUCUGCUGAGACUUGACUCACACAUCCGCACGUCGGAAACCCGGCUGUCCUGUAAGAUGAACGACAAAUUAUCAAUUGAUGGAAACUAUCACGAUAUUAGAUGAUGUCUUCGUCUAAUCAAUGACACUUGUUCACCAUUCGUUAAUCACAUCUGCCUAAUUAUUCACGAUUUAUUCCAUCAUUAUAAUUAGUAUAAUAUUACCAAAGUACCUAUGAUUUUAAUAACACCCUGUAGUGACAUACACAGUAAGAAUUACAGUACUCACCUUAUACUAGCGUACAUUGUAUAAUGGUUGUCACAUUCGGAACACCGAACAGCAAUUAAUUUGCCUGAUUUAUUUGUAAAAUCAAGAAAAAUCCACCGAAAAUCGACACGAUUCCGUUCAAAAAAUAAAAUGCAAAAUUUUGUUGACAGAAUCAGUGUUACCAUUUUCGAAACGCGAGUUUCUUUUCUCGAGUUUUUGGCCUCGACUUGUUGAUUUCAUGGAAGAUUUCCACCAAGAUGAAUGAACGAAUGAUUUUUUCAUCUUCCUGGUAUUUCCGCUUUACUUUUUUCAAAGCGUUUUCCGUUUUUAAUCGUUAACUUUUGUAAUUAUUACAAAUUACAAUUCGCUCGUGGGCCAAAAUAAGAAGUUUGCGUGGAAAAAAGAUACUUAGAAAAAUUUAAGUUUCCUUUUUCCGUGUAAACUCAACACGAGUGAUAAACUUUCGUAUUGUUUUCUUUAUACGUAUACGUAGAAGUAGAAAUAAUGAAAAUAAAACUUUCAAAUUUUUACUACAUGAUAACUUUCAGUAACUUUUAUAAUACAUUUUGAAUUUAUCGAUUCGUUGUUUGAUAAAUACCUUUUGUUUUCGAAUACUUUCAUUAUUAGUAUACCUAUUUUAUUAUACGUCGUUUUGUAUUUAUUUUAUUUAUUUGUACAUAAAAUUUAUUUAUUUUGUUAUGUAUUAUAAUUAUGUAAAAAGUUCAAAAUUCAAUUUGUGAUAUACUAUUUAUUUAUUUAUUUGCAUAUAUUACUUACGUUUUUGUUUUUUUCUUUUUGGUCGUGCAAAAAUAAAUGUUAUAACAAUUUCGUUAUAUUGUAUUUUUUUUUUUUCAUGCUAAUCAAAAUAAAUAAAAUCAAUGUACAAUUAAAUAAAUAA